Myotis lucifugus (little brown bat) is the source of this 868-nucleotide messenger RNA. RefSeq names its product hypoxia inducible lipid droplet associated (gene HILPDA). Lineage: Eukaryota; Metazoa; Chordata; Mammalia; Chiroptera; Vespertilionidae. The record is from RefSeq and is a predicted model, not a curated record. Gene Ontology annotation, biological process: autocrine signaling; positive regulation of cytokine production; positive regulation of lipid storage. Gene Ontology annotation, cellular component: lipid droplet.
GACCCAGAAGUCUUCCAGAAGCAGAAGGCAGCGCUACUGCUCUGCAAAAGAGUGGGAUCCCUUCAGCUAUGAAGCAUAUAUUAAACCUCUAUCUCUUAGGUGUGACGCUGACCCUGCUUUCCAUCUUUGUUAGACUGAUGGAGUCACUGGGGGGCUUACUGGAGAACCCAUCGCCUGGGAGCUCCUGGACCACCAGAGGUCAACUAGCCAUCACAGUCCCCAAGAGCCUUCCAGAACAUCCAUCCAGAGGGGGUGUGAUAAGACCUCCCUCCACCAGCUAUAACCUUGGAACACUUGGCCUAAACCUGUCCAGCCUGGUGUCCCAGUUUCCUGGGGAGGCAAGUCCAGCAUCAGUGUUAGCAGAGAACUGUUACUAGGCCCUGGAAGGGCCCUUCCAUCUGGAUGCUUCUUGCCCUGGAAAAAGACUGUUUAAUAGGCAGGUGUGAGUGGGUUGCCUAUGGUUGUGGAAUGGAGUGAUUUCACUCUUCUCCCCAGAGUCUGCUGUGUGCUUUGUUGUCCUUGGCAGCGUGGCUCUGACCUCUUAGAUGAGGGCUUGCGCUGUGACUUCAGCUGUUGGGAGAUGACGGUGUUUUCAGCCCUACUUCCUAAACAUCUGUGAAGAGUUCCUUUGGACUUGGGUGUCUUAUGGUCAGUUUCUUUGGUGUUCAGCUUCUCUUUCGUGUGAGCUCCUCUGUGUGUGGGUAACAGUUAAAGAGGUGUGACUUACAUUUUUAAGUCUUCCAACUUGGUGUGUAUGUAUUGGUCUGAAGGGGACAGUGGGUAAAGCCUGCUCGGGACAUGGGCAUUAUAGCCACCAUGUGGCUUAAGUGAAUUUUUCUAAUGAAAUAAAAUUGAAUACAUAUUUCCA